AAUAACUAAAGUUUAAUUGCUUUUUGAAAAAUUUAAUCUCGAAUAUGAGCCAUAAACGGUCUGUCUGACUACGAAAUAACGAAAAAACUGAAUUAAUUAUAGCAAUAAACCCUAUGGAAAGCUGAAAGGAUUAAAAGCUGGAAGGAUGAAAAGCUGAAAGAAUAAAAAGCCGAAAGGAUGAAAAGCUGAAAGGAUAGAAAGCUGAAAGGAUGAAAGGAUGAAGAGCUGAAAGAAUAAAAAGAUUAAAUGAUGAAAAGCUGAAAGGAUGAAAAGCUGAAAGGAUAGAAAGCUGAAAGGAUGAAGAGCUGACAGGAUUAAAAGCUGGCAGGAUGGAAAGCUGAAAGGAUGAAGAGCUGAAAGAAUAAAAAGCUGAAAGGAUGAAAAGCUGAAAGAAUAAAAAGCUGAAAGAAUAAAAAGCUGAAAGGAUGAAAAGCUGAAAGGAUGAAAAGCUGAAAGGAUAGAAAGCUGAAAGGAUGAAAAGUUCCAGAAGCACAUAUAAGGUGCUAGAUAGUUUUUAAUCGAAUAGGAUUAUCUGCCUCAUUAGACAAGACUUUUUAUUUCAGUUUAGAAAGGCGUUAGUCGAUUGUGAUGGAGAGUCGCUCCUGCUCUAUAUUAAAACUGAACUCUGUACAACGGUUUAUCUCGAAAGCUUUUCAUCUGCAUGGUUCUCGGUUAAUAUUAAAUCGAACUUUUGAAAACUUAUGCCGUUGUAUUCCGGACACUUUACUCUAUAUAUACUGCUAAGAUCUCUUUUCUGUCUUGUUUCCGUAGUAUACAGUAAGCAAAACACUUUGUUUUUGGAUAAAAUCAGAAAAGAUCUCGGAAAAUUAGCAGAAUUUUCCACCAACAUCAUUGCCACAUCAGGUAUUUGUACCCCACUUUGAAGUAACCGACGUCGAUAACACGUUCAUUUGUUUAACCACUCGUCAAUUAUUGUCGACAUGUCAAUAUUCAACAGUUUUGGCCAUCGAUUGUACGUACAAAAUAACAACCAAUGAAUUACCACUUGUGGUCUUUGGCACCAGUGAUCUACAUCGCCAUUUUCGUCCAAUUGGUGUAUGCUUGAUUUCAACCGAUGAAUCUGCCGAAACGUUUAAAACAUUAUUUCGUGGAAUUCAGGUUAAUUAUUUUGAACGUGAAUGGCUACUGAAAUUGCCAUUUUGGUAUGAAGGAGCAGCUAUGUUAACACCAUCAACGAACAACGGGCUGGAAUCGAAGAACGGCAAAAUUAAACAGAAUUAUACAAUGAGACAGAAAAUGCCAAUUUCUGCUUUUUUACAGACAGCAGAACGUAUGCUGAAUGAUUGGUCAUUGAAUAAUGAAAAAAUACCAUUUGCUACAAGCAUUACGUACAAUAAUGAUGUAGAUUUGAAAGCAUUUGAAUGGUUACAAAAGAUUGAUAAAUCUCAAAUUGCACAACUGAAUCCAUUCACUUUCAUUGUGCCAUCAAAUGAUCCAAAAAUAAAUGUAUCCACAUGGGUUCAGCAACUAAAUUCAGCUGACUGGCAAUCAUUUGAUGAAUUCGUUCGCUGGUCAUCAUCGGCCCGUUUGCUCAAUUGCUCACGUUUUUUAUUACCAUGGUUUUGUUCGUGUAGAUAUGGUCUCAAAGAAUACUCAUGUAUACAUGCAAUUGGUUUAAUGAUGAUGUGGGGCACAAUGCCUGUUCCACAACUUAUUGGUAAACGGAGAGGCAGAGGACGUCCAAAAAAAAUAAAAUUAGCCUUACAACAAGACUAG
Molecule: messenger RNA, 1737 nt
Organism: Didymodactylos carnosus
Lineage: Eukaryota; Metazoa; Rotifera; Eurotatoria; Philodinida; Philodinidae
Source: the annotation of a GenBank genome assembly